Etheostoma cragini (Arkansas darter) is the source of this 2929-nucleotide messenger RNA. RefSeq names its product glypican-6-like. The record is from RefSeq and is a predicted model, not a curated record. Gene Ontology annotation, biological process: regulation of protein localization to membrane; regulation of signal transduction; cell migration. The coding region runs from base 339 to 2006 and encodes 555 amino acids. Gene Ontology annotation, cellular component: extracellular region; plasma membrane; cell surface. Lineage: Eukaryota; Metazoa; Chordata; Actinopteri; Perciformes; Percidae. The transcript is spliced from 9 exons.
AGAGCGCGUCUCUCCACACAGCAUUUCCUCUUCAACAGAGCGACCAGGGUCGUCUGCUCAGCGAAGUUGAGUCAACACGCCGGGAAACGCACUGCCUGGAUUCAUGUGGCACCUCCACACUCGCAGUCCUCUUUCUCUGCGGCGCCGGGGGACUUUUAAUCCUUAUCGGUUGCACUAGAAACCCAUUUUGCUUUUGGAAAUGUGUUGGUAGACACUAUUAGUUGCGUUGCAACCAUUACACGCCCAGUCAUUAAGUACCUGCGGAUCUACUACUGCAGGAGUUUUUUUUAUCAGCGAGGAUACGGCUUAAACAAAAAGGAUCUUCACAAAAGUGAACAAUGGUCAGACUAGAGACCAUCAUUUGCACUUUUUCUGUGCUGUCUGUUGCAGCAAGAGCAGAUUUUAAGGCACGGAACUGCAGCGAUGUGAGGGAAGCUUGUAUCGGGAAAGGAUUCAGCUUCGCACAUGUUCCUCUUCAGGAGAUCCCAGGUGAACACCUUCGUGUAUGUCCUCAGGGAAACACAUGUUGCACCCAGGAAAUGGAGGACAAAUUUGGCCAACAGAGCAAACAGGAUUUUGAGAAUCUGGUUGAUGAAAUAAGUCAUGAAUUGAGAAGCACUUUUGUUUCCAGACACAAAAGAUUUGAUGAAUUCUUCCUGGAGCUAUUGGAGAACACGGAGAGGUCCCUCAAUGAGAUGUUUGUGAAGACUUAUGGCAAGCCUUACAUGCAAAACUCGGAGGUCUUUGAGAACCUGUUUGCAGAGCUGAAGCGCUAUUACACAGGAGGAAAUGUUAACCUGGAGGAAAUGCUAAAUGACUUUUGGUCGCGGCUGCUGGAGCGUAUGUUCACACUGCUCAACUCCCAGUACGUAAUCACUGAGGACUAUCUGGAGUGUAUCAGUAAGUACACCGACCAGCUCAAGCCCUUUGGAGACGGGCCAAGGAAGCUCAAGGCUCAGGUUACCCGGGCAUUCAUUGCUGCACGCACAUUCGUCCAAGGGCUCUCCGUUGGCCGGGAGGUGGCCCAGAGAGUGUCUAAGGUAAGCAGCAGUCCAGCAUGUAUUCGAGCCCUGACCAAGAUGCUGUACUGCCCCUUUUGUCAGGGGAUGCCAGCAGUUAAACCCUGUAAAAACUACUGCCUGAAUGUCGUGAAGGGCUGUUUGGCCAAUCAAGCUGAUCUGGAUCCAGAGUGGAAUCUGUACAUUGAUGCCAUGCUGCUGGUGGCACAGAGGCUGGAGGGACCUUUCAACAUUGAAUCUGUCAUGGAGCCUAUUGAUGUCAAGAUUUCAGAAGCCAUCAUGAAUAUGCAAGAAAACAGUGCCCAGGUCUCCUAUAGGGUUUUUCAAGGCUGUGGCCAGCCAAAACCCGCAGGAAUGACUAGGUCUACACGUGGUGUUUCGGAUGUGUUCAACGCUCGCUUCAGGCCGUACAGCCCAGAGGAGCGGCCUACCACUGCAGCUGGCACAAGUCUAGACAGACUGGUGGUUGACAUAAAAGAGAAACUAAAGCUGUCAAAGAAAUUUUGGUCCAAUCUGCCUGAGGCUAUGUGCAUGGAGGACAGGGUGACCGCUGGAAAUGCCAGUGAUGACGAGUGCUGGAAUGGACACACCAAGGGCAGGUACUUCCCUGAAGUUCAAAAGGAUGGACUGACCAACCAGUUGAAUAACCCUGAGGUGGGUGUGGACAUCACCCGCCCAGACACCUUCAUCCGCCAGCAGAUCAUGGCUCUGAGGGUGAUGACCAACAAGUUGAAAAAUGCUUACAAUGGCAAUGAUAUCUACUUUCAAGACUCAAGCGAUGAAGGCAGCGGCUCAGGCAGUGGCAGUGGCUGCACAGAGGUCUGCUCCACAGACAUGGUCACCAUAGGUGCUGCCACCGAAGGCCCGGUGGUGGAAGCCGACCGGAGGGGGCCUGUGGAUGACUCUGCCCCGCUCCGUGCACCCUCUGUAGCCCUGCCAACCAUGCUGGCCCUCUCAGCCCUGGCACUGCACCGACAAUGGAGAUAAUGCUGGAGGAACUGGCUAAACAUGGAUAGCAGGGUUUUUUUCUUUGUCUUUUUUGCAGUUUUUGUAUUCAGGCAGAUUGGAGCUACAGUCAAACAGACAGUAUUUAGGCUGCCAGCCUGGAGGCUAGAGGAGUCUGCUCUGAAAAAAGAGAGCAGUCAUGCAUCAUGAUUUCCCACUUUCCCAAAGAUCGUGCAGUGCCAACCUUAGACUUGACAUUUUAUGGCAUCACUUCACCAUCUAACAAUGAUGCCGACAAACUCUGUUUCAGAGAUUCCUUGCACAAUGGCAGGUAUUAAUGUAGGUCUCCAUGUGGAAAAAUAUAACACGCACUUUGUUUGUUUUGAUAUUUUUCAAUGCAAAAAUUGUUUGUGUUGAAAAAUGUUGAGAAUGUGGUUAUUUGAUUCAUCUGAAAGAGGAACAAUACGUUCAACAUGUGUUAACAUUAUAUUUUGAAACAAAUACAAAGGAUAUUGACAGAAAAUUCAGGAACAUAUGGUUUCCACCUACAAUUUUAAUUGAAUCCUUGUUUCAUAGUCAUUAAAUCAUGUGCCAAUUAUUGAUUUAUGAUGAGAAGCUAUUGAAUAUUCAUCAAAGUCCUCAUAAAUCUGUGUUUGUUUUUAGAUCAGUGCUGCCACUUCAUCAUAUGUUUUACAGUAAUUUCAACCAUGACCUUUUGCGAGACAGUCGGUUAAGUAUAUAAUUGGUUGGUCAUGGAUCUGCUCUGUUCAACUUUCGCCUUGUGCUAGAACUCACAUUUUGUUUAAAGAGAUAAGAUUGACAUUUAUAUACACACAUUUGCCUUGCAACCUUUUUCUGCAAAAUAUUCUCAUAUCAUACUGUUUUUUCAAGCUUGGCUUUAGGAAUAGACAGCUGGGACUGAAUUUAUAUGGAGCACUUUAUUACCACGAAGAAGGUGCCACCAA